Acanthosepion pharaonis is the source of this 612-nucleotide messenger RNA. The record is from the annotation of a GenBank genome assembly. NCBI's taxonomy places the organism in Eukaryota, Metazoa, Mollusca, Cephalopoda, Sepiida, Sepiidae.
AUGCCGACGGAAAAUCCCAGGGUGAUAAAGAGACCGCAAUGGCCCAGAACAGGUUUAAUAUCAUUUACAAGUGUCGCUUCUUCUUUCUCAAUCUCCAUUUUCAUCUCUCUCUCUCUCUCUCUCUGUUUCUCUCUCUCUCUUGCUGCCUCUUACUCUUGCCGCCCCCACGGUAUUUCUUUUCACUCUCCGCCACUGCCUGACUUGUCCUCCUCCUCCUCUUUUUUUUUCCUUCCAAAAUGUGUCUGUACAGUUUUUUGUAUUUCUUACGUUGCGCGUUUCAUACGUGAAAUCGCUUCUUUCUUCACCGGAAAUUCUUAUUCACUUUCUUUCUCUUCUUCAUCUUCGCCACCUCUCUCUCUCUCUCUCUCUCUCUCUCUGAUUCUUACUCUCUUUCUCUCACUUACCUACUUUCGCUAUCUAACUCUCUUUCUUACCCGCUCUAUCUCUUACUGUCUCUCCAUACUUCUCUCACUUACUCUCUCUCCCUUACCAUCUCUCUCUUACUCUCUCUUUCUCUCUUCUUACUAUGUUCCUUACCCUCUUCCUCUAUUCCACUUUCUUACUAACCCCUCCCUUACCAUCUCUCUCUUACUCUCUCUUUCUCUCUUCUAA